Anoplopoma fimbria (sablefish) is the source of this 1384-nucleotide messenger RNA. It is a transcript of the gene tmx3a, whose product is annotated as thioredoxin related transmembrane protein 3a. Lineage: Eukaryota; Metazoa; Chordata; Actinopteri; Perciformes; Anoplopomatidae. Gene Ontology annotation, molecular function: protein disulfide isomerase activity. Gene Ontology annotation, cellular component: endoplasmic reticulum. The record is from RefSeq and is a predicted model, not a curated record. The coding region runs from base 1 to 1275 and encodes 424 amino acids. Gene Ontology annotation, biological process: peptidyl-cysteine oxidation. The transcript is spliced from 16 exons.
AUGUCGAACAGGAGGAACACAGUCCUGCUCUCAGUGCUGAUGGCUCUGUCGGUCUCGGCCUUCGUGGAGGAGCUCGAUGACACCUUCAUGGAGACGAGAGGAGACGACAUCUGGCUCAUCAAAUUUUACGCCCCCUGGUGUUCGUUCUGUAAACAGCUGGAUCCGGUUUGGCACCAGAUUGGAUCAGAACUCCGGAGUCUCGGCUCUCCGGUCAACGUUGGUAAAUCAGACGCCACGGCGAGCACCGGUUUGGCCAAAGAGUUCAAGGUCAGAGGUUAUCCAGCCAUCCUCAUGUUGAAGAAAGGUGUGAAAUAUAACUAUUCAGGACCAAGAACCAGAGAUGGAAUCCUGGACUUUGCUCAUCGAGUUGGAGGGCCGUUGGUUCGAUCCCUGAGCAGUCUGCAGCUCUUUCAACACGCCAUGAACCGCCACGAUGUCAUGUUUGUUUAUGUUGGAGCCACAUCACAGCUGAAGGAAAACUACACGUCAGCAGCAGAGGAGCUCAUCGUUCACACCUACUUCUUCUCUUCAACCAGAGACGUCCUGCCCAAGGUGGUCUCCCUCACGUCUCUGCCGGCUGUGGUGGUUUUUAAGGAUGGAACCUACUUCACUUUUGACGAGAAACAUGACGGUGAUCUGAAGUCAUGGAUCAACAGAGAACGUUUCCCAAACUACCUGAGGAUUGACAGCUACACUCUGUACGCCAUGGGAGAGUCAGGUAAACUGGUGGUGUUGGCGUUGGUGGAGGAGAAGAGUCUGUCGGAGGAGAGCGUGAGGUAUAAGAGUCUGGUGGAGAAAGUGUCUGCCGACUACAGAGACAUCUACAGCAGAAACGUUUACUUUGGUUUCAUGGAGGGAAGUGACUACAUCAAUGGACUCGUGAUGGGUGAGGUGGUGGUUCCGUCCUUCAUCGUGGUGAAUCUGUCCAGCGACGGCUACUUCCUGCCUCCGGGCGCUGUAGAGACGGAGCACCACCUGCUUGACUUCCUGAACGGGGUUCUGGAUGGCAGCGUCCAGUUUCAGGGAGGAAACGGCGUCGACCAGCGCGCCAGACGUUUCAUCUACGACAUCAAAGUCACGCUGACUCCGGUCUUCAGCCAGGCUCCGCUGCUCGGCUGCUUCCUGGUCGUCUUCCCUAUCGCCAUCAUUGUGGUCUUCUUCUACCUCUGCUGUAAGAACCGACCCACCGGGACCGAGGACGGCGAGGACGGCGGCGGGCUGUUGGCUCCGUCACUGCAGCGUCCCACAAAACGGACCGACAAAAAGUCUGACUGAUGAGGGGGAUCAGGAGGAGGACCUUCACCCAAAAGAGAUCCUGACUGAGACCCAGAAGACUUCACCGUCCUCUCAUCUGUCUUUGACCUGAAAUCAAAUAAAAUACUUG